UGUAACAAACGUACUUUAUGUAUGGUGGUAAAGCAGAAGUUCAAAUUACAUUAUCAUUCUCGUAAUGAUUCACGAGGUUUCGUUACUGAUGAUGUAAUAAUUAGCUCAAGAGGAGGUCAUAAUAUUAAUAUUGGAGAUGUUAUUGAAGUUUAUCAUCCUGAAGAUGCACAUCAUGCUCUUUUCUUGGUUACAACUCUCAGUGAUGAUUUACAAAAUCGUGAUGUCAUUAGUAUAGAACAAAGUCUUGCACAUACAUUUAAAUUGCAACAACAUAAAAAUGUGAUUGUAAAUGUGAUGAAUAAAGAAACUAUUUCAUUGGAUUUAGUUGAAUUAUACUUUCGAGAUCAAUACUUCAGUCGAAGAGAUUUCUGUAAUAUUACACAGAAAUUAAUUGGUACUGUUGUACAUGUGAAUAAGAAACUUACUUGUAAUGAAACAAGAACACAGGUUGGUGAUUUAUGGCGCCUUGGUGAAAGAUAUUCUUGUGGAUAUAUAGAUUCAAAAACUAAAAUUAUUUUUCGUUCUUCCACAGCAGUUAUACAUAUUUUUAUACAAAUGAGUCAAGAAAUGUGGUGGUUCGAUAAUAAUGGUGAUCUUUAUCUAGAGAAAGCUUUCAAGUUUUUGUCAAAAUUAUUUUUGAAAUUUUGGCCUGAAAAUAAUUGUAAUCAUGAUACAACUGUUGUAUUCUUUACUCGUAUCUAUAUUGAUGAUGUACCUUCUGAAUACUCUCAGUCGUUUAAACAAGAUGCUUUAAGUAGAUAUUAUGAAGAUUUUUACAGAGUGAUUAUACAAAAUGAACGUUUUACAACAGAUGAUUGGAAGCGAGAACUUGGUCGAAUGCAAUAUGAAAUACUCCAAUUUGAAAAUAAUAUUUACUCUUAUUUACGCAAUACUUAUCCAUUAAUUAAUAAGAACUCAAAUAAAACAAAGUUAAAUAUAUGUACAGCUAUGGAUGCUAAUCUCUUGGAAGUAUUGAAUAUGGCUAUCAAUCUUUAUUCGGGAUAUAAUAUUGAUCGGAAUUUUGAUCGUACUGGUAAACUUCUAUUUGUAAUUACACCAGGUUCUGGUGUCUACCAUGUCAAUGAAAAUCUUUUAUUGUUAACAAAAAAACGAGUUCUUGAUUUAGGUGUUGGAGUAGAUUUAAUCUGUCUGGCAGAACAACCUCUUCAUGCAGUUCCAUUGUUUAAAAUUUUAUCUGAAUCUUUUAUAAAUCCAGAAGAAUAUGUUGCACCUCAUUGGAUCAAUUGCAGCUAUUUUAAAUCAGCACAAGAAUUGAAAUAUAUUGAAAUGGGCAAACCAUUCCCACGUGUUAAAGUUGUUUCUUUUAAACAUGUAAAUGAUGUACCCAUUUCGACAUUUAUCAAUGAUCUACCAAGAGAUGAUCAUCAACCUGGUAAUCAGCAAACGAACGUCCCGAAGGAAAAUUGUGAUGAUACUAUUCCUACUACUACGUCUAUUACUAUCACUAAGUCAUCUCUUCCUAUCUACCGUAUCGCCUAUCCACCAUACCAAUCACCAUCUAACCAAAACAAACGUAAAAAAUCACAUCAACUACCAAAUGAAGUAAUCAGUGGGAAUUUAACAAAAUCUCACGAUUCCAUAACAAGCGAUUAUUGUUCACCAUCAACUGUUCGUCAUCAACUAGAUGAUAAUCCUUCACAUAUGAUAUCAUCUAUAAUAGAUCAGUCAUCUUCUGUAGAAUCAAAUCUUAUACCUAUUUGUUGCUUGAAUCAUACAACGUAUAUUUCAACGAAUGCAAUAACAGCUAUUUGCAAAUCUAGACAAAUUGUUUCAACAUCAUCAUCAUAUAGGAAUUUAUCACGAAGUUAUGAUUCGUAUAUCACGUCUAAUGGUUCUAUAGCUCCUCUAGUUAGUUCAACUACUGUUAGCGGUAUCGGUUUUGGUAUUACUAGUCAUAGUCACAUUGUUAAUGUAGAUAAGUACCAACCAACUAAUCAUAUACAUACGUCAUUGUCACAUGUCUCAUCGAUUGGUGGUAGUAAUAACAGUGGUAGUGGUAGUAUUAGUGGUUAUACAACAAUUACCUCGCUCCCAUCGGUUCGUGAACGCUGUAUAGAAAAUGGUCAAUUAAAAUUAAUAACUGAUAAAAAUCAGAUUUUAUCAAUUCCAGUGACAUCUCGGAAUGCUAGAAAUCGAACACAAAGUUUUAAUGGGGAACAAAGAACAAAAUUAUCAUAUAUAGAUAAUCAUGCCAGUUUCAGAGAAAUUCAUAAUUCUGUGAAUGGGGCUAAUUAUAAUGUAAAUAGUGCUGAAGCUGCAUAUCUACAUGAAAAUGCUAUUUCUCGUUGUCGAACAAUGGAUGUUAUCUUAUCAGAUGGACAACCAUCUCCAAGUUCAUGGAAUAUCAUCACUCCUCAACACUUUACACUACGUAGUUGUAAUUCAAUAGACCGUCGUACUAACGGUACCUUGUCAUUAUCUGGAUUAAAUUCUCAUACUUUACCAUUUAUUCGUAGAAAAUCAACAAUUACAUUAUAUUCAGCAAUAACAACCACUACUACUUAUAAUACUACUAAUACUAAUACUCCAGUACAUUGUGGAAAAUUUAAUUCAACUACAUAUUCACGUAAUUUAACAAAUUAUACAACUAGUUCACUUAUAUCAGGAGCAUAUUUUCCAUUUGGUUUAAGUAAAAAUCCAUAUAGAAUGCCAAUAUCUGCUGGUCAACGUAGAUGGGCACUUGUUCGUCCAUCAGAUGAAUAUGGAGGUACAAUUACACCACAUUGUAUCAUUACAUCUAAAGAUGAUAUCGAUUUUAUGUAUCCAGCACCGUUACCUUAUAAUCUUUGUCAAAUUUGGACAGCAUAUUUUGACUUUUUACGUGCACGUUUUUUGGAUAAAAGAAAGUCAAAUCAGAAUAGCUUCAAAGAUAAUAAUAAUAAUGUCAACUAUGUUAAUCGUCCAAUUGCUGACAUUCAACAUUCCAGUUUCAGUAAAUCCAAUACUUACAUAUCUGCAAAACAUUUAUCAGCCUAUGAUGAACGUACCACUGAAAAGGAGAAUAUUUCAGACGAUCGUUUACCAAUGACACUUCCUUCAACAUCUGUUAGCACUAAUCAUAUUUCCCAACUUCAAUUCAAUGAUAAAACUACAUCAGAAUAUAAUCCAUCCAGCAGUAAUAAUCACACAUCAACUUUACCAAAUUCAGUAACAUUAGAAACAGACCAACAUAAUCAGUCUAGAAAUAAUGAUAACAAUAAUAAUAGUUUAUUACAAACAUCUGAGAAGUCAAGGAAAGCUUUAGAAAAUUUAUUAGAAGCUGUUAGACAUGCAAUGUUCUCUUACUCCAUUCAAUCAUCAUCAUCGUCAUCAUCAGCUCCCCAUUUGUCAUCAAUGCCAUCAUUGUCAUCAACAUUUUGGCAUCAAAAUCAAAAUAUUACUACUACUACCACUACUAGUAAUAAUAAUAACAACAAUAGUAAUAGUAAUACUAAUAAUAAUCCUACUAAUAACAGUAGUGAUGAUCAAAAGUUGUUCAGUGUACAAAUGAAUAACUUCAAUGUAUUAACCAAUUAUAAACAGAUGAUACCAAAACGUGUCGAUGCCCUGCGGAAUAUGUUACGACUCAUCGGUGUUGACUGGAAGUCAUUGAUAGUUCCGGCAUGUUUACCAGUGGAUACAGAUUAUUUUCCAGAUACUUGUCGUCUUCGUAGUGAAUGGUACACAUUACAUGAUUAUCGUGUUGUACCAAGUGGUAUGUCACCAGAUGAAUGGGCUUCUAUGAAUAACGCUUGUUCGGAGCCCGGAGCUUUAUACAACCGUCGCCAACUGACAGCUCGUGAAGUAUUUCAAGAGAUGGUACUUCAACGAAUAAGUCAGGGCUUUCAAUUAUGUCAUGAAGUUGUAGUACAUAAUCCGACUAAUUCUAAUAAUGUGGAACAUCAUUCUGUUACCAGUAUUAAUACAUCUCCUACCACCAUUAUACAAAAUGACAAUCUUCCAAACUGUUCAAAUAAUAAACCUAAAACAUUGUCUGUAAUAAAACAAAACAAUGAUCGACAUACUACAUCGAAUUCUCCACAUACAACAUAUCAUUCACGAAGAAUCUCAAAUAUUUCUACUGCUGUUAUAGAUACUACUAUUAAUAACAAUAUUAACAGUAGUCCUAAUUAUUUUCCAACUGAUAGAAAUACUACUAAUACUACUCAAUUUACAAAAUCAACAAAUCGAUGUUUUCCAACUCGUUUAUCAUCAAAGUUUCCUACAAUCAAUAAUAAUGCUCAACCAUCGAGAGGAUCGAAUGUAUCAUCAUCAAUAUAUAAUGGACGUGUUCUAGGUGUUGGUCUAACUAUAAAUUCAUCGAAUAGAAGUGGAAAUCAAUCAAAUUGUCACAAUGGUAGUCGUACUAGUAAUAAUAAUAGUAAUAAGAAUAAUAAUAAUCAUAGUAAUAAUAGAAAUGUUACCACAACCAUUAAAUCUAUAAAUCGUUAUACAAUGAAAAAAUCUGAUAAUAAUACUACUACAAAUACAAUGUUUAAUUCAUCAUUAUCAAAAUUCGGUGAUACCGAUCAAUUAUUGAAGACAACAAAUACUCGUAAAUUAAGUAUUGGUCAUUUAUUUCAUUUAAUUUCAUUGGAUGAAGAUUCAAUUGGUGUGACAAGUUAUCGGGAAAUAGAUAAACUUAUUAAAAUCACUUAUUCAUAUGCAUUACAAGUUCCAGAUGCAAAAUCUUAUGUAUCAUUACACACUAAUUUUACAAGUGAUUCAACAGUCAUCUUGAAUUGGAAUUAUCUGGAUAAUUAUUUAUGUAAUCGUGGGAUUAGUGAUUCAUUUCGACUACUCCCGAACCUCAAAUUUUGGAGAAGUCGUUUCUUUGUAAUACCAAUUUUCAGCAAUGAAACUCGGCGUUUAGCUGAAGCUAUCCGUGAUAAUCAUACCACUGGUCAACGAAUUCAAUGUGAUGUUUAUGAAUCAGAUUAUAUAAAUAUAAAUCGUGAAAAAACUUGUGAAAAAUUUGUUCAUUUUAUUGAAUCAAUUAAUCGUAUACGACGUACACCUAUAACAAGUCGAAAGUUAAAUCGUCAAUCUACUAUAGAGAAAUCUGAUCUUCAUCGUGUUACUACAACAACAACAACAACCAGUUUUAAUACAACUAUUUUAAAUGAUACAACUAUAAAUUCUUGUUGUAAACCUAAAACUAAUCUAUUGACUACAGUCACUCAUACACGACCAUCGAUUAUUACAUCAGUUAACACAACUGGUUCUUUGAAUGAAACCAGUGACUAUAAUAUACAACUAAUUAAUCGAGGAAGUGCAAUCAACUCAUCAAGUAUUGUUCAUAUAGAUAGUUUUUAUUCAACUACUUCAUUGCCUAAUAUCCCGGGAAUAUCAUAUCAAAAUACUGAAGAUCAAUCAUUACCUACAAAUUCUGUUCAAAUGACACAAAAUACUUCAAUUUUUAAUUCAAGUUUAUCUAAUUCUAAUACUAAUAUCACUUAUUAUUUAGUAGCGUUAAUGAUGGUUGAUAAUGACAAUGGCCUACCGUUCAUUUCAGCAACUACAACUGAUGCAUUUCCUAAUUAUACUUUCAUCUCUAUUGAUGCAGUCAAUUGGAUAAUUAAAUGGUUUCCUGAUAUUAAAACUAUUGAACAAGCUAUUUUUUAUCUACAACAAAUGCUAGAAGCUGGUUGGAUAUGUCAUACUUCAGGGAAUUCAAAACAUGUAUUUAUUUAUGGAACAUAUUUUUAUACAUUACUUAUUCCUGAUAUAAAGCAAUUAACAAAUACACAAAUUGAUACUUCACUUAAUCUAUCUACAUUAGAUAAUAGUGAAAUGAAUAUUCACUCUGCUCCAGUUACACCAAUUCAAUUGAAUGUAUCAAAUAUAAAUUGUACAAGUUCACCUUCUUCCAACACUUCACAAUCAGUAUCUGGUUUAUCAUCAUCUUCAAUAUUUCCAUUGACUACAUCCACAUUAACAACAACAUCAUUGAGUACAUCAAAUAAUUUAAUUAUAUCUUGUUAUUCUUCUACAAAUAAUACAAUAUCAAUAACAAAUUUACCAUACAUUAAUUCUCUGAAUGCUAAUUCGAACCUAUUGAAUAAUUUAUCUGCUUCUGCUAUUGCUACUAAUACUAUUACUAUUACUACUACUACUACUACUACUACUACUACUACUACUACUAAUAAUAAUAAUAAUAAUAACAAUAAUAAUAAUAAUGAUAAUAAUAAUAAUAAUAGUAUUAGUACUACUACUACUACUACUACUACUACUUCGACUAUUAUAAGCAAUCCUAUCAAUACUAUUGUAUCAUUAACUCCAAUUACAUCAUCUAAUUAUACAAAUACAAUUACUAAUACUUCAUUAUUAUCUCAUAUCAAUUCUUUAUCAUUUUCAACAAUAAAACAAAAUGAAUUAAAUUUUAAAUUAAUGAAUAUAUCAAUUCAUUUAUUUAAAACAUUGUCUAAUGUAGAUUUAAAUUUAUUACAACAAUUACCUAUACAAUUUCCUAAAGAUUAUUUACCAAAACUUUUAAAUGAUACAACAAAAUGGACUAGUGUAUUUCAAAAUGAAUGGGCUGAAAUAUCAAUUGUUCAUUAUGGUACAAAUGAGUAUCAGAUGAAACAACAACAACAGCAGCAACAACAACACCAACAGAUUCUUGAUUCAAAUUAUAUGAAUAGUAAUAUUGAUAAUAAUGAUACAUUGAAUGAAAUGAAUGAUACUUCAGUUAUAACAUCUUUAUCUACUGCUACAACAACAACAACAACAACUACUACUACUACUACUACUACCACUAAUACUACUACUAUUCCUAUUACUACAAAUGAUUCUUGUCCAUCUUUAUCUACAUCAGAAAUAAAAUUUGAAUAUGUGAAUGAAUUGAAUAGUUUUUUUAAUGAUGGUCUGUUAACGUAUUCAUCAAUUUCUACAUUAUUUGGAAUACCGGAUAAAACUGGAUUUCAAGAAAUUGAUCAAGUUCUUCGUAAAAGUUGUUUAUGUGAUUUGGAUGGACCAAAUAAUGAUGGACCAGUUGAAUGGGCUCAUUGUGUAUAUGAUGCAAAUUAUCAUCCAACUUGUGCUUUUUCUAUAGAACUUCAAUGGCUUGUAGUUACAGGCGGACGAAUGGCUGAACUGGUAUCAUUAUGGUAUCAAAAAGCUGGUACAGCUAAUUUACACUUUUUUCCAGCUCCAUGUUAUCCUUUCGGUCAAUCAAAUAAUGAUUUAUCUGAUAAAGAUCCAUUACGUAAACCAAUAUUUUUACCUAUUAAUAAUAAUGUAUUAAUUGAAGUAGCUAAAAAUUUCUAUAAUCAAUCACAAAAUGAGAAUAAUUCAUUGAUACAUGAAAAUUCUCUUUUGAAUAUGAAAGAUUUAUUGAAUUAUUUAUUUCCUGAUAUUCCACAUUCAGAACGCCUAACCUGCAUUCUAUUCUUUCAAGAUUCCAUACUUAGAAGAUUUGGCUUUAUUAACGACAGUUGUGUUAAAGAUCGUUUAGACUAUGAAGUACAUGGUCGAUUGGCUUUCGGUUCUUCUUGUUUUUCACAAAAACAAUGGGUUUAUGUACAUUGCAGUGGAGGUAUAUUUACCAUGAUACCUUCAUAUGAAAGUGGAGAAGUUCAAGGCGAAAAUAUGACAAGAAACUGCUCUGUCAUUACUGAGCCUUCAGGAAGUCGAAAAUCUGAAGAAUCUGAUCAUAAUAUUGAUCAUUUAAAAGAUGAUUAUAAACGAACAAUAAAUAUGGAUACAUCAUGGAUAUCAUCAGAUUGUACUGCUAAUUGUUUCGCAAUACAAAAAUCUAUAGGUUAUUUUUGGACAUGGAAUCAUAUGUUACCAAAACGUUGGCGUGGUCAUCUUACAGGUGAUGAAUUAUUUCAAGAUGGUAUGUUAGCUGAUUUUAGAGCAUUUCUUAAUGGAGAAGAUCAUCGUUUAUAUGAAUUGUUCAAUCGCUUUUUGAAAACCUUAUUUACCAAUAAUAAUAAUAAUCAGUCUAUGUAA
Molecule: messenger RNA, 7956 nt
Organism: Schistosoma spindalis
Lineage: Eukaryota; Metazoa; Platyhelminthes; Trematoda; Strigeidida; Schistosomatidae
Source: the annotation of a GenBank genome assembly